This is a messenger RNA of Puccinia graminis f. sp. tritici CRL 75-36-700-3, 174 nucleotides long. RefSeq lists its product as uncharacterized. Bases 1 to 174 code for a protein of 57 amino acids. The transcript is spliced from 2 exons. The record is from RefSeq and is a predicted model, not a curated record. Lineage: Eukaryota; Fungi; Basidiomycota; Pucciniomycetes; Pucciniales; Pucciniaceae.
AUGACCAAGCAGACACAACCGCUUCGGGCCUCGGAACAAGAACUCGACUCCCAUACGCCAUCCACAACGGACCCGAUGGAUAUAAAAGCCAGGACAGACUCCUUAAAAAAGCCUACCCACUAUAACCGUUGUCGUCGUACCGUUAUAACAAGCCAAGGAUACUGUCUGGAUUAG